This is a messenger RNA of Closterium sp. Yama58-4, 1311 nucleotides long. NCBI's taxonomy places the organism in Eukaryota, Viridiplantae, Streptophyta, Zygnematophyceae, Desmidiales, Closteriaceae. The record is from the annotation of a GenBank genome assembly.
AUGUUGGCGAACGGAACGGACGCAGGGAUUACCAAUGGUGAUAGCAUGAGUGGCGGUAACAAAAGUGGCGAUAAUAAGUGUGGCGAUAGUAUGCGCGGCCCGACGGGCGGUACUACUAACAUGGGGGGAGACAUGGCGCCGCCGGAUUUGCUCGAGGAGGAAGAGGGGAUAGCGGAUCCUCCGCUGAGCAUCUACUCCAUACUCACCUUCUCAUGGCUCUCCCCCCUCAUGGCGCAAGGCGUGCGCCAGGUGCUGGGCCCCAGCGACCUCUACCCCCUGCCGUCCGCCUUCUCCGCGCAGCACCUGGGGGCGAAGCUCAGCGCGCUCUGGGCCAAGCGCAAUCCGCCCCCCGGGCAGCAGCAGAGGGGGGAAACGGGCGCGGGGAAAGGCAGGGGCGGGGGAGGGGGAGGGGGAUGGGCGGGGCGGUACUGGGCGGUGAUUAUGUGGCCGUUCAGGUGGCGGCUGACGCUGGUGGCGGUGCUGAUUGUGGCGGAGUCCGCCCAGCGCAUCCUCUCCGCCUUCCUGCUGCGCCAACUGGUUCGAUUCUUACAAGAUGCGCAGGACCCAGAUACAAGCGACCAGGCGUGGAGGGGGUACGUGCUGGCACUGCUGAUGGGGCUGCUGGCGCUGGGCUUCGCUCUGCUGCACCAUCAGAUCUGGAACCUCUCGCAGAUCGUGGGCUGGAACCUGCGAGUGGCCUCUAUGACGCUCAUCAACAGCAAGCUGCUGUCUUUAAAUGGAGGCGCACUGACGCGCAUCACCACAGGCCACUGCAUCACUCUCAUGUCUAAUGAUGUGCGCCGCUUCGACGAGCUCCCCAUGUUCGCGCAGUUCCUAUGGGCAGCCCCUCUGGAGCUGGUGGUGGUGACGACGCUCAUAGUUCUCGAAGUGGGGGCACAGCCUGCGUUUGCUGGCAUUGCUGCCCUCCUCGCCCUCAUUCCCCUGCAGGCCUUGUUCGGGCACUUUUUUGCCAAGCAACGGCGCAGGACAGUGGAGUUUACAGAUGCGCGAGUCAAGAUGACAGGCGAGGUGCUGUCAGGCAUUCUGGCAGUGAAGAUGUUCGCAUGGGAGGCGCCCUUCACGAGCUUCAUUCAGAGGAUCCGCAACAAAGAGCGCAGAAACAUCGAGCUAGCGUCGUACAUAAAGGCGUUCAACGAGGCGUCUUACUUUGCCUCGGCGUCCAUGGUGUCUCUCGUCAUCUUCGCCACCUACACGCUGCAGGGCGGCCACCUGCAGCCCUCCACCGUCUUCUACGUCAUCUCACUCGUGCAGGUGCGAUCAGGUGCAGGUGAGGUGCAGGCAGGGAGUUGA